ACGCCGGGCUCCAAAUCAGUGUCGUCGCCGAUAGUGUGCGACAUAGCGCUCGGAGCAAGCUUGUGCGGCCAACCCCCCUCGACGCAAGACACGCAGCAUGGGCACCCUGCAAGGAUCCAACGGAGUCGGCGUCAACGGCGUCCGCCACGCGGACGGACAACAGGAGAUGCCCGGCGAAGAGGAGACCUUCUUAUUCACCUCCGAGUCGGUCGGCGAGGGACACCCCGACAAGAUGUGCGACCUCAUCAGUGACGCAGUACUGGAUGCAUACCUCACCAAGGACCCAGACGCAAAGGUAGCAUGCGAAUCGGUAGCAAAAACAGGCAUGAUUCUUCUUGCCGGCGAGAUUAGCUCUAUUCACACGAUCGACUACCAGAGGGUUGUUCGAGAUACCAUCAAGUACAUCGGAUACGACGAUUCCUCUAAAGGUUUUGAUUACAAGACGUGCAACGUAGUCGUCACGAUCGAACAGCAGACGCAAGAGAUCGCCAAGGGCGUUCAUCACAACCGCGAAGAAGAUGACCUCGGCGCAGGCGACCAGGGCAUCAUGUUCGGCUACGCUACCGACGAGACCCCCGAAUGCAUGCCGCUCACCGCUGUGUUGGCUCACAAGCUGAACGAACGGCUCGCCGAGCUUCGAAGGAACGGCACCUUCUGGUGGGCCAGGCCCGAUUCCAAGUCUCAGGUGACAUGCGAGUACGUGUUUCGACACGGCGCCACCGUUCCGAGGCGCGUGCACACGGUCGUGGUCUCCACGCAACACUCGGGCGAGGUUUCGCUCGGCGAGAUCCGGGAGCAGGUCAUGGAGCAAGUGAUUCGGGCCGUUGUGCCCGAGAAGUACCUGGACGACGAGACCGUGUUCCACAUCAACCCUUGCGGCAGCUUCACCGAAGGCGGACCCAUGGGUGACGCAGGCCUGACAGGCCGCAAGAUCAUCGUGGACACGUACGGAGGAUGGGGGGCGCACGGGGGCGGCGCCUUCUCCGGAAAGGACCCGACCAAAGUGGACCGCUCGGCCGCGUACGCCGCCCGCUGGGUGGCGAAAUCGCUCGUCGUGGCCGGCCUGUGCAAGCGCUGCCUCGUACAGCUGUCUUAUGCCAUAGGCAUCGCCCAGCCAGUUUCCAUAUCCAUCUUCACCUACGGUACUGCGACCAAGACACCUCGGGAGCUGCACCACAUCGUGAAGGAGAAUUUUGACCUCAGACCUGGCAAAAUCAUCAAAGACCUGAAGCUAAAGGAGCCCAUCUACCGGAGAACCAGCGCAUAUGGACAUUUUGGUCGGUCUGAGUUCACAUGGGAACAGCCAAAAAAGCUGAUCAUCUGAGAUGGAGCAUCACAAGCUACUUGUUCAUGGCUUUUGCUGCAAAAGACAACUUGUAGUUUGAUGCAAUGUGGUUGUGGAUCUUUAUGCACACAAGGCCACAGUUCUCCAACUUUCAAUAGAUGGCUCCCAUGGAGCUCACUUCAUGGUUAUUAACUAAUUAAUGCUGGCACAUUACAGUACUGAAGACAUGUCCUGAAGCUGCCCUUCACAACACCAAGCCCAGAAAACUGUGCUAUACACAGUACAAAGCCAUUUACAUGUUAACACACCAUUUUUCACAUGAGCCCUUUACCCCAAAAGCUUCAACACUUGAGGGUAGUUUUAAGGUAAUUGGGGUAAAAAGUGCUUGGAUUACUUUUGAAUGGCUAUGCGAUGGUUCUCAGCGGUUCUAAGCCAACUCUUGGUGGUAAGUUCCAACAUUAGCUAGAACUGUUCAACCUUCACAAACUUGAGUCACAACAUCAACUGCUUUCAUUUUUAUUGUGGGCAAUAUAACUAGUGAACACAGGGAACGUAGGUGUUCAUGGCUUUAAAACAUCAAUAAAUUUUGUGGCAAUUUAGCACAUAUACAUUGCAAACAAAGCAAGGCUAAAUGAUGCAAAUUAUAACACACAUCUGCAAACUGUAAUGUACAAUAUGCACACAUUUCAUUUCUUUCAACUUGCUAGCAUAUGAAGCUUUCACAGAAAGCAAAUAAAAAGAUGGCAUAAACAAAGUCAAAUAACAAUGGGAAACAUUGUAUAUUUACGAUGCUAUAACAGUAAAUUUUCUGUACACCCUUGAAACAUGCUGCUGUAUGAGAACUGCAGUCCAAACACUAGCCGCUGAACAGACCCCAAAAGCUGGAAACCUCCAGACUUUAAUGGUUUCAUGCAAACCUAUUGUGCCAUCCAAUCUAUUUUUUAAGACUCUUUUGCCCCAUAAGCUCAGUAACUAAUGCUAUUUCACAUUUCCACAGACAAAGAGCAGCUGCUACACAAAUAGUACAAAAAAAGAAGCAAUAUACGGAGCCGAAAUUCAUUAGUGGUUGAUGCCAGCUUAAUUAAAAUUAAAAGUAUAUUUUUAUGCAUGUGCACAAGCUUUUGAAUAAAUAUUCAAAGUUC
Messenger RNA from Dermacentor andersoni, 2427 nucleotides. RefSeq names its product S-adenosylmethionine synthase-like. Gene Ontology annotation, molecular function: ATP binding; methionine adenosyltransferase activity. Gene Ontology annotation, biological process: S-adenosylmethionine biosynthetic process. NCBI's taxonomy places the organism in Eukaryota, Metazoa, Arthropoda, Arachnida, Ixodida, Ixodidae. The record is from RefSeq and is a predicted model, not a curated record.